Messenger RNA from Penaeus indicus, 1047 nucleotides. RefSeq lists its product as uncharacterized. The transcript is spliced from 2 exons. The record is from RefSeq and is a predicted model, not a curated record. The coding region runs from base 8 to 745 and encodes 245 amino acids. NCBI's taxonomy places the organism in Eukaryota, Metazoa, Arthropoda, Malacostraca, Decapoda, Penaeidae.
UCCUACGAUGAAGACGCUGAUUUUAAUCUUAGUACUAGCAUCAGCUGCAUCUGCAGACCUCCGUGCCUAUAGUCUUCCCAUCCCAACUGGGCCAUCCGUUGACUUUGGUGGCUGUAGUGGUGGACAGGUACGCCAUGCCGAUGGUAGAUGCGUAACUCCACGCGAAAAUCGACGUGUGUUUCUGUAUGAAGUCCCUCCUAACACAGUUUUCUCUAGCGCUCCAACAAAUAUCCCUGAACCAACAGUGGACACAAAUAUCCUACUCAUCCGAACUCCACACGGAUUCCUCGGACCAGAUCCCGUUGUCGUACCUCCUCCAAGACAGCAGCAUGUCGUGUAUGUCCUUAACGAACAAUCAGAAUAUGGCCAGAGGGUAAUCGAAGUCACGGCCCCACCUCCAGCCAACCCCGAGGUGUAUUUCGUGAACUACGCUGAAGGAGAGAACCCAACCCUUCCCAGCGGAGUAGAUCUUCAGAGUGCAUUGAGUGCAGCUUCUCAGGGAGAUGGCCAAAUAAUCGGAGACAGCAGCAAUAGUGGUGUUGUCAAAAGUGGCGGUACUGGUGGCACAAGCGCGGAUGGAGGUGGAGACUUAGGAGGCAGCACCAGUUUAGGAGAAAUAAGCACUUUUGGAGGAACUGGUCCUUUCGGAACGAACAGUGGAAUUAGUGGAGGAAACCCAGGCCAUGGAAGCAUCGGUGGAACAUAUACUCCGUUCCCGCCCACGAACCUGUACACUGCACCAUAAAAUCUGUUUGCGAAUUACGCUCACACUUAAGCAUGAAACUUCAAUGUCAUAGUUGGUGCUUUUGUAACAAUUUCAGGUUUUUAACGGUUAUCCGGCCAUUUCUGACAGAUAUAAACUGUAUUCCAGAAUGUUAUUUUGUUGCUUUUAAGAUUUUUUACAAUCAUUAUAUAUGGAUUAGAUAUCGUUAAAAUGUUGUUUGAUAUUCAAUUACAAAAAAGGAACUUCUAUUCAUUACAAAUACAUUGUGAAAGAUUUAUUUUCAUUUUUUUUAUGCACAAAUUUCGAAUAAAACAGUGACACUA